UGGCUGCGUGGGUCGCCAUGGGGACGGGGCUGUUCCCGGGGAGGCUGUGAUGGGUUGACAGGUGCGUGACAGUGGGAGCUGCUCUCGGCACAAGCAUGUACGGCAAAGGCAAGAGUAACAGCAGCGCCGUCCCGUCCGACAGCCAGGCCCGGGAGAAGUUAGCACUCUACGUAUAUGAAUAUCUGCUCCAUGUAGGAGCUCAGAAAUCAGCCCAAACAUUUUUGUCAGAGAUAAGAUGGGAAAAAAACAUCACAUUGGGGGAACCACCGGGAUUCUUGCACUCUUGGUGGUGUGUAUUUUGGGAUCUCUACUGUGCAGCUCCAGAGAGACGGGAAACAUGCGAACAUUCGAGUGAAGCCAAAGCCUUCCACGACUAUAGUGCUGCAGCAGCUCCCAGCCCAGUACUAGGAAACAUUCCCCCAGGAGAUGGCAUGCCCGUAGGUCCUGUGCCACCAGGGUUCUUUCAGCCUUUCAUGUCACCUCGGUACCCUGGAGGCCCAAGGCCGCCCUUGAGGAUACCUAACCAGGCACUUGGAGGUGUCCCAGGAAGUCAGCCAUUACUCCCCAGCGGAAUGGACCCAACUCGACAACAAGGACAUCCCAACAUGGGUGGGCCGAUGCAGAGAAUGACUCCCCCACGAGGAAUGGUGCCCUUGGGACCACAGAGCUAUGGAGGUGCAAUGAGACCCCCACUGAAUGCUUUAGGUGGCCCCGGAAUGCCUGGAAUGAACAUGGGUCCAGGUGGCGGCAGACCUUGGCCAAACCCAACAAAUGCCAAUUCAAUACCAUACUCGUCAGCAUCUCCCGGGAAUUAUGUAGGUCCACCGGGAGGUGGAGGGCCACCAGGAACACCCAUCCUGCCUAGUCCAGCAGACUCAACCAACUCCGGAGACAACAUGUAUACUUUAAUGAAUGCAGUACCUCCUGGACCCAGCAGGCCCAAUUUUCCCAUGGGCCCCGGGUCAGACGGCCCCAUGGGCGGACUAGGAGGCAUGGAGUCACAUCACAUGAACGGCUCCUUAGGCUCAGGAGACAUGGACAGUAUUUCCAAGAAUUCUCCCAAUAACAUGAGCCUGAGUAAUCAGCCGGGCACCCCGAGGGAUGACGGCGAGAUGGGAGGAAGCUUCUUAAAUCCUUUCCAGAGCGAGAGCUACUCCCCCAGCAUGACCAUGAGCGUGUGAGCGUGGCCACGCGUGCUCGCGGCGGCGGUGGAGGCGGUGAGCCGACCCUUCACAGAACCACUACGGAAGACAAAUUACUCAUCACAGUGUGCAGUCAACAGAGGACUCUCAGUCACACCAAGCCGACCUUUGUAUUUCCUGCUCUGUCCCCUACCUUGUGAGGAAAGCGGGUCCAAACAGCUUGAGACCAGGGCAGGCCGCCCUGCGCCGCCAGCCCGCGGGACUGCCAAUCCCGACCUGUGUCUGUGUAUGUGUGGAAAAGCAGUGUACUGCCCAUGUGUAUGGUCUCGGACAUGUGCACACGUCUGCAGUGGCCCGCCAGGACCCUGCACAGUACGGCCGCGUGACAUCUUACGUAGCGAUAAGUAGGAACUUUGAUUCCAUCCUUUUUUUCACGUUUACAUUUUAAUUAUUCAAAGUUGCUCCCGCCCCUUCCCUGAACUAUUUUGUGCUGUGUAUAUCACUGCUUUAUAUAAGUUAUUUUUUAAGGUGAACUCAGAUGUUAUGGUUUUGUAAAUGUCUGCAAUCAUGGAUAGGAAUAAAAUUGCUUAUUUGAGAGCUUUCAUUAAAUUGCGUCUGACACAAGCCAUCCUGCGAACCCCACAGUGUAACUGUCUCCCCGACGAGAAGGAAGCGUGCCCUCCUCUUGGUGUGAAAAUCAGACAUUUUUUUUUUCUUUUUGGUGACCUUCGUGAAAAGUAUUUUUGUACAUUUUACUUGAGAAAAAAAAACUGCAAAUCAACAGAAGCUUUCCUGGACCUCACGCGAUCUCCCUCUCCCUCUCCCUCUCCCUCGGCAAUAACCACUGCAAACAGAGCUCUUGGUCUGUCUGUCUUAGAUGCUACAGAAGUCGUUGAUUGGCUCAAAUAACUUAGACCAUAGCAAUAAAAUGUCAGGGGCUGUCA
This is a messenger RNA of Ochotona princeps (American pika), 2086 nucleotides long. It is a transcript of the gene SSBP2, whose product is annotated as single stranded DNA binding protein 2. Bases 96 to 1181 code for a protein of 361 amino acids. Gene Ontology annotation, cellular component: nucleus. Lineage: Eukaryota; Metazoa; Chordata; Mammalia; Lagomorpha; Ochotonidae. Gene Ontology annotation, biological process: positive regulation of transcription by RNA polymerase II. The transcript is spliced from 17 exons. The record is from RefSeq and is a predicted model, not a curated record. Gene Ontology annotation, molecular function: single-stranded DNA binding; protein binding.